UAAAAAGGAAGAAACAAGCAAAGUGGUUUUGUUUGUUGGUGUUUUAUUUUGAUAUUUACCGAUUUCCAUGUCCUUUCUUUGACCGUUUUCUCGAUAAAUUGGCCGACAACAUGUGCCGUUUAAUUUCUCAUUCAGGUCGAUAUUCGAACUUGCCAGUGUAAAUACCGUUACAUAUUAGAGAACCAGUUUUUUUUAGGGUUAAACAAGCCAAGUGUGUAGUGAAAACAAUGGGCUAUUUUACAUAAAAUUGGUCAACGAUUUAUAAUUAGCUGGCUAAUUAUUAUGCAGUUUUAAGAUCAAAUUGUAAUGUAAUAAUUUAUUUGUCCUUUAAUAAUGGUUUUGGUUCAAGGUAGCAUAAACUGAAACCUUAAACAAUGUAUAAUACAUAACAAGUAAAUGGCGCAAAUUUCUCAAAUAAAUAAUCACUUUUCCGGUUUAUGCGUAGCGUAAACAAUGACCAAAACAUAAGGUCGAGUUUUGCCGAAAAUGAACGAGGGUUGCCAAAACCAAUGCCAAGCAAUUUUGUUCAAAAACGUCUCAGAAAAUUCGCCUUUAAAUCAUAAUUCGAUUUCCGAAUUUACCCAUAAAAUUUACUCCAAUUACGUGGAAAACGAGGAAAUUUUUUCGGAACACUUAUCGGAAGUGAGCUCUUCAGACGCCAACUGUCAGUCUGCCGAAAGUGAGGUUACUGAUCUGAAAGAGUGGUUGAUUUUGCACAAUGAUUUAAUUUUGCAACAAAAUCAAGAAAUUGUGGAUAAAGACGAUCAAAUUUAUUUAUUGCAAAGAGAAAAUGAAAUGGUAGGUAAUACAAGCUUCAUACAUCAUCAAUUUUACUAGUCAAGUCACAGCCUACUGGCAUGUAAACAAUACAUUACACAGGUUUUUACAUGAUAACAUCAGGCAAGGUUUUUGCAUAUUUAUUUGUUAACCAAUCAGCUCUUGAAAUCAAAAGUAUUUUUCAGCUCAAAGAGCGUCUUCUAUGCCUAGAAAAAGGAAUACCAUAUGAACCAACACAGCAUCUCAAAAUAGAGCUCAAUCCAGAAGGGGAAGACAAUUCAGAGGAUUCACUGUCUGAAGAUAUGACCCAAGAUUCAUGCGGAGAAUACGUGGACAAAAGUAAAGAAAACCUCGACCAAGACACUCAACAAAGUGACAAUGUCGUGACUUGUUCACUCGAAGUAAAUAAUUUUCAAGUGCACCACGCUACUGAUGAUGUUGAAUCUCAAGUCGAUACUACAAUAGAGGAGGACGACUUUAUUGAAGUUGAAGUUGAUCAAUUUGAGGACGGCGAAGAUUAUUUAGUGAACAAUUUAAGUGAAACAGAAAGUGACACAAAAGACUCAUUUCCCGAGUAUAAAUUUACCGUGAACAAUUUUUGUGAGUUUGAGUCUAUGAAAAACAUUAAAAUGAGUAUUAAAAGAAAACGUGUAAGUAGCUUGUCUUCCUUGACUAAUAAUGAACCAUCACUUUUGGAGGAGAAAAAAACUUUGAGGAGAGCCAAGAAAAAAAGAAAACGUUCAUCAAAAGAUCCAGAAAUUUUAAUAGCCAAAGAACCAUAUUAUGUAUAUAACCCCAAUGAAGAAGCUUAUGCAGAUCCAGAACCUGUUACAGAGAUUCCUGAAACUGCUAGUUUAGAAGUUCCUAGAUGGCGUCUUAAACAUUAUACAAGUUGCUACACCAUGGAGGGCACUGAAAACCUUGAUGAUGAAGUAUUUAAUAAAAGACAUAUAAGGCUUGAAAUUGAUGAAAGAAGAAGAAAAAGGUGGGAUGUGCAGCGUAUUAGAGAACAAAGGGUGAUAGAUAAAUUGAAACAGAGACAAGACAGGAUAGGAAAUGGAUCCAAGGGAGAAACUGACCAGGAUUCAUUAGGGUCUUUGUUGCCCAAGGUGGAGGAUGUAAAGUUUCUGGAGGUAGUUGAAGAAUUGCCAGUUUCUAGUUUUGGACAUCCCUUACCAAAAAGUGAACACAAACAUUUCUCUCUACCUUGGCUGGAUAAUCCAUCUGCCAAUACAAGGAGGACGAAUUCCAAGCGUUCUUCAUCAUCUAGGAGACGUAAACGAUUGAGGCACACCAGAUAGGGUGCUUAUUUUAUGUAAACAUCCUAAUUUUGUGAAUUGAAAAAAUGAUUUAUUGUAUUAUAGUUCAAAUCCCAGUGAAAUUAAAAAGCUGUGAAGAUAUUUUUAGUGAUGUACAAAAAGUUUUGGGAGGUGGUCCACAUUUUUUUGCUUUGUUAAAUUUCUCUCUAUAGCUUCUUAUUCAUUUGAACAUUUUUGUGUGGUUUGAUUGUUGUUCUGGUCUUAGCAAAGAAAGGCGUUUCUCAGAAAUUUUUCAAUAUCACUCAUUUAAAAAAAAUGAUCUCCCUGUUUGAAAUCCAUUUAUUUUUUUAAAUAUUUAAACAAAUCAAUUGUAAUUAUAAAAUUUAAUACAGUAAUUAGUGAUUAUAGGGCACCAGUUUUUAUUAUUAGAAAUUAAAACGGUGUCUUUCAUUAUGGAUACUUACUUUAAGAAAAACUGAGAAGUUAUCUGUUUCUGUGAUUUUAUGUAGGUCUUUAAUUUUAAGUCUUAGUGUUUCAUUUGUUGAUUCAACAUACUCAGUGUUUGUAUUUAGGUUAGUUUUUAAGUUGAGCAACCUGUACAUUUAUCGAUAAUUGAGAAAAGUAGUUUUUAGAAGAAAAAAAAAAUGAGCUAUUUGAUUAAAUUUAUUGUUUAUUCUCAAAAAAAUCCCUCAUCUGAAAACUAAUCUAGGCAAAAUAAAAUGCGUCGCAAUACUUUCGGCAAAACCCAUGAAAAUGGGCACAAGGUGAACUAAAACUGAAUCGAUUUUUAUACAGUGGGAUCGAGUCGGGGCACAAGUGGCAAUCUUAGAUUUUUUUGGGUUUAAAUACGCAAGCUGCUAGUAAAAAAAAAUAUCAAUGGAAUGGAAGACGUCUAUUGUCUAUAAAUAACAUAAGUAAGUAAAACACAUUAUGCAUUUUUAAAAUUCUUUUAUUUCAAAUUGCGCAUUAGCUUCCACGUGGCCUCUAUUAAACUUGAUCUUGGUUGACAUCUAGCGGUGAAUUUGGUUGCUCAGCUGUAUUGGUUUUGUAGUUUUCUAUAGUAGUGAGGAGGAAAAAUCCGCCAAAUUGAAGGGAUUUACUGGUUAUGCUGUUAUGGUAAAUCAAAUCUUAUAGCACUUAUAGGAGUGAUGCUAUAUUCUGCUAUAGCUGAUCUAGCAGAAUAUCAAAAUGUAUAGCUGAACCACAGACAAGAGUCUAGUCGUAGGCAAAGCUGGGCUAUUCUUCCACCUCUUUCUAAUUGAAACUCAAUAAUUACUCUAGCAGGAUUGCCAAGAGUAUAAAAUAACCCAUGUAAUGUUAACUACGUAGUUAACUCCUUUUUUUUUAAGUAGGUAGUUGUAUUCUUGGUACUUUUUUUUCCUAGUAAUCAUACUCGAUUAAGUAUUUCAAGUUUCGCAAAAAGUACCUAGUUAAAAUAGUAGCUAACUACUCAGUCGUAACUACUUUAUGUAUUUUAACUACCUACCUUUGAGUAUUCUAAUAACUUUUGUGCAAGUCAACUACUUUAAAAAAAUAUUUAACUACUUUUCUAUAUCACGUGCUGAUGCUAGAAAGUUAGAACAAGUUUUUGAAAAUAGUUCGUGUGAUGCUUCAAGCUUCCAGUAAGCGAGGAGUUUAUCUGAUUAUAGUAAACAGAUGACUCUUCAUCAGGUAAUUGUAGUU
Messenger RNA from Ceutorhynchus assimilis (cabbage seed weevil), 3719 nucleotides. The record is from the annotation of a GenBank genome assembly. Lineage: Eukaryota; Metazoa; Arthropoda; Insecta; Coleoptera; Curculionidae.